Molecule: messenger RNA, 937 nt
Organism: Daphnia pulicaria
Lineage: Eukaryota; Metazoa; Arthropoda; Branchiopoda; Diplostraca; Daphniidae
Exons: 7
Coding region: 44-937 (297 amino acids)
Source: RefSeq, a predicted model, not a curated record
CUGAGUUGAUUGGAACAAGAGAGAACUGUCAACUACAACCACGAUGAAUCCCAAAACUCGAUCCAAGUUUAUUCAUUUAGUACUGGUAGUCUUCACUGCAAUGGUAUGUCUAGCGGACGGGCAUGCACGUCUUCGCGAUCCACCAUCUCGAUCUAGCGCAUGGCGAGAAAACUUCAAAACACCUCCAGACUAUAACGAUACGGAAGGAUUCUGUGGUGGUUUUGAAAGGCAAUGGAUGGUGAACGGGGGGAAAUGCGGCAUUUGCGGAGAUGCGUUUGAUGAAGCGGUAAAGCCACACGAAGCUCCCGGUGGAAUUUUCGCAACGGGGACUAUUGUUCGCAGAUAUACACAGGGACAAACUAUUCCCGUCAAGAUCGAGAUUACAGCAAAGCACAAGGGUUUCUACGAAUUCAAAUUGUGUCCUAACAACAACGUCCUUCGAGAUCCUACUCAAGCAUGUUUUGACAGAUUCCCACUAUCUUUUAUCAGUGUCGAAGGCAUAAUCAGCAAAAGGAUUUUUGUCGAUUCGGUGCCUCAGGGCACGUACGCCGCUGAAAUCAUAUUACCACCCAAAGUCACGUGCAGCCAGUGCAUCAUCCAAUGGACUUACGUGACGGGCAACCGAUGGGGCAGAUGUCCUAAUGGAACAGACGGACUGGGAUGCGGACCUCAGGAGACCUUUCGCGCUUGUUCGGAUGUAGCGGUUGUUUCUACUGACGAAAUUCUUCCCACCACAACACAACCUCUUCUCGAAGGAUCGACCACUUUCCAGUCAGUUUCGACAACACUUCCGCCAACCGACGUUACCCCAUGCAAAAAUUACGUUCCAGCUCCAAAUCAGAAAGAGACACCCGGAAUGGCGGAUUGGUGUAAGAAAAACUGCUCCGGCAAUAAUUGCCCACCAGACUUCUGCGUGUGUUCUGAAAGCGACCAAUAG